Ciona intestinalis (vase tunicate) is the source of this 1691-nucleotide messenger RNA. The record is from RefSeq and is a predicted model, not a curated record. Lineage: Eukaryota; Metazoa; Chordata; Ascidiacea; Phlebobranchia; Cionidae.
UACAGACAUUGUAAACUUAUAAACUCUCUAUAUAUACGAUACAAGAAUUUGUGAAUUUUAAAGUUACUCUACUCUCUGGUGCUACCUAGUGCAAAAUGGAUCUCCAAGAAGUGAACAUUACUCCGGACAAACCUUUGCUUCAGGACAAGCACUCUAACGAAUCAGAAGAUAAUGUUGUGGAAUGCACAUACACUGCUGCAGGCAACCACUACUCUACCAAGUUACAUGUGGUAGUGCAGGGAAACAGGAGUCUUGGACAUUCCAUUGUUACCUUUCAUGAUGUUGGACUUAACUCUGUCUCCAACUUUGGUGCUCUUAUGAACAGUGAAGCCAUGGAACCCGUGGCUCACAAGUAUUGUGUCUACCACAUCAACGCUCCUGGGCAGGAGGAACAUGCAAGAACUCUUCCAUCUGGGCACCCGUACCCAACUAUGGAGAAUCUUUCCGAUAUGGUCCCGAAGAUCUUCCAAGAAUUUGGGAUUAAAUCGGCAAUCUGUCUCGGCAGUGGAGCGGGUGCAAAUGUCUUCUUAAGAUUUGCUUUCAAGAAUCCAUCGAUGGUUGAAGGAUUGAUUGCUGUGAAUCCAACCAUUUCAACCGUGGGUAAUCUUUCUUGGAUUGGUGAGAAGAUCACCAACUGGACAACACCAUUCAGUGAUCAGAUUAUGAACUAUUACUUCACAAAGUCGGAAGUUGAACUACAGAACCACGAACUGCUCGACACUCAUCGCAUUCAUUUCAAGAAGUUCAUGAAUGAGGAAAAUGUUAUUAACUUCAUGAAAUCAUAUGAAAGACGAAGUGACAUUAACAUUACACGAUCACCUGACCCUCAACAAGUUGACAAGACAACGUUGAAAUGCCAGACGUUGAUUCUCGUUGGUGACCUUUCACCUUUCGUUGAUGAAGCUGUUGAAGUGAAUUCGAGGCUAAACGUCAAAAAAACAACUUUUCUUAAGAUGGCAGAUGCAGGUGGUAUGAUACUUGAAGAACAAAUCUUCAAUGUUGCAGAAGCGAUCACUUAUUUCUUACAAGGACUUGGACAUAGAGUUCCUUUCAAAAUGCGUGGCUCAGUCCCUGGUGUGAUGAUGACACGUCUUGCUCGGUCACGAACAAUCUCUAACAGCUCCACAGGAUCAGCAGACGGAGAUCAUAAACGCAUCCGAACAUUAUCGGGAGGAUCUGCUAACAAAGUAGAAAGUCACGAGUCAGAGAUGAGUUUACAAAUUGAGAAUGAGUCAGCAAAAUAUGUUCCUGAAGAUUUAAAUGAUCCCGCAACAGGGGAAGCCCCUCAGAGAGUGUAAAAGACGAUAUAACUGAAGCAAGACACCGCCCACAAAAAGAUAAAACACAUCUCAUUUCUGGAGCUGUGUGCUGAAAAGUUUGGGCCAACUCUGGGGACUUUUAUUGUUAUGUCACAAGUUCAUAUGUGAAUGGAUGUAAAUAAGUGUUUAAUUGGAGAGCGAUAAUUUGUUUAUUUGUUGUGUUUAUGUCUGAGUUCACUCACAAAUGGCUUCGAUUGUAUAUACUGUCACAAUUGCAGUUACAGCAAAACAGUUUGCCCAACAUGUACAUCAUAAUUACAUCAGUGAUGUCAUCAGUGGUAAUUGUUACAUCACAGUGGGAUUUGUUUAACAUGUGGUGCAGUGUUGAAAUGUUAUUGAAUACUGUGAAAUAAAAUACUCGCGUUCUCACAA